This is a messenger RNA of Prunus persica (peach), 1534 nucleotides long. RefSeq names its product fasciclin-like arabinogalactan protein 7. The record is from RefSeq and is a predicted model, not a curated record. The transcript is spliced from 2 exons. Bases 490 to 1311 code for a protein of 273 amino acids. NCBI's taxonomy places the organism in Eukaryota, Viridiplantae, Streptophyta, Magnoliopsida, Rosales, Rosaceae.
UUAUUUUCAUAAGGAUUUUGUGUACAACUUUUGACUGCUUCUUUGAGCUUGUGAAAGUUUAUUGCUUUACUUCAUAUUCCAUGAUAUUAAGUGUAAUUAUAUGCUAUGUGAGACAUUAGUGAGCUGAUCUAGAUCUGAUUUGUUGAUGUACAUUGUUUGACUGUGGACUCUCUCUCUUGUUCAUCUAGAGAUUUGUUGACUUGGGCUUACUCAGAAACCUCUAGUGAGGGUGAGAAGCUCAAGGUACACAAACAUGUUAUAGUGGAAAGGAUGAAUUGCUCACAGAAACUGCAAAUUUGAUAUAGUUUUUUGCCGUUUGUAAUUUUAUCUUCUGAGUUCAGAAACAGGGAAUUGGGUCAAAUUCUAAGUUAUAUAUCAAUGUGCAUUUCUUACUUUUCGUGUUUCCUGUAUUGCAGUGCCUUGUACUUUCGCCCCUGUUCUUUUAGUGCAGUCCGUUAGAUCUUUUAUUAAACAGCCUCUACCACUAUAAUGGGAAUUUGGAGAGUCUGUCACCAUACAAAAAGUACUAUUAAGUUUUUGGACAAAAUGGAACUUCCUGUGGUUUUCAUGCUACUGCUUCUGUGUUCUUCAGCAGCUUAUGCUCAAACUUCUAAAUCUCCCAUCUUAAGCCCUACUCCAGCCCCAGCACCUGCACCGGAACACGUGAACCUCACAGAUUUACUCACUGUGGCUGGCCCAUUCCACACCUUCCUUAACUACCUUGAGUCUACCAAAGUGCUUGAGACCUUUCAAGACCAAGCCAACAAGACUGAGGAAGGCAUAACUAUCUUUGUACCAACAGAUAGUGCCUUCUCAUCUCUUAAGAAGCCUUCUCUUUCCAAUCUCACAGCUGACCAGCUCAAGUCACUCAUCCUAUUCCAUGCCUUGCCGCAUUACUAUUCUUUAUCUGACUUCAAAAACCUCAGCCAAUCAAGCCCCAUACCUACAUUUGCUGGUGGACAGUACACUUUGAACUUCACUGAUGUUUCAGGCACCGUGCACCUUAGCUCAGGAUGGACAGACACAAAAGUGAGCAGCAGUGUGCUUUCCACUGAUCCGGUUGCAAUUUACCAAGUUAACAAGGUUCUUCUUCCUGAGGCAAUCUUUGGCACUGACAUACCUCCAACCCCAGCUCCUGCACCGGCUCCCGAAACUGCACCAGCUGCAGAUGCUCCAACAGCUGAUGGAACUAAUGGCUCAUCAUCUCCAGGAUCUUCACCAGGAAAAUCCUCUUCUUACAGGAUUAUCAGCUGGGGUAUUUGGGGUCACUUUGUUUUGGCAGUCUCAGCUGGGUUGGUCUUGUUCUUGUGAGACAGACUUCACCAUUGAAAUCCUUUUAAGUUAUGUUAAAAGGGCUUAUAUUCACUUAUUUUGUUCAAUUGCUUUGAUUUUGAAACCAUUUUUUGUGGACAUAUGUGGUUACUGAAUCUUUAUGUGUAUGAGAAUUUGAGUUCUGUUGUCUAAAUGAGUAAAUGGCAAUUUGUUUGAUCUAUUUUUAAUACAGCAAAAUGUUUGUACUGUAAUGUUAACUUAA